AUGGCUGUCAAGAACGUCAACGUAUUCGUCAGUACCUUUGCUGGAUUGGGCCUGCCAUCGACACUGGUACUACCCGUUCCCUCGACGACGACCCUAUGCGACCUGCGACAACAGCUUGACGAGCGACUGCCCACCACAGAUAACCGCCUUAUCCUAACGACCGUUUCCAACAAAAAACUGUCAACGUCAUCCACCAAGCCAGUAUCAGAUCUUCUGUCGUCUACCGACGAUGACUUUGUUUCUCUGCGGCUCUCAGUCCCGCUCUGCGGUGGCAAGGGUGGUUUCGGAUCCCAGCUUCGAGCCGCUGGCGGUCGCAUGUCCUCAAAGAAGAAGCGCAACCAAGGAGAUGCCAACAACUCGAGCCGAAACCUUGACGGCAGACGUUUGCGGACCGUCACCGAGGCCAAGGCUCUGGCCGAGUACCUCGCCAUCAAACCAGAGAUGGAGAAAAAGGAGAAGGAGAAGCGUCGUGAAAGAUGGGAGCAGAUCGUCGAGCUUGCAGAGAAGCGCGAGGACGAGAUCAAGAACGGCAGCAAAGGUCGCCUCGACGGAAAGUGGGUCGAGGACAAGGAAGAGUCCAACGAGAGAACCCGCGAAGCGGUACUUGCUGCCAUGAAAGCCGGAAAGUACAAGGAUAAUCUCCUUGGUACGUCGCAAGGAUCGACAGGAUCAGAGGAGACGGACGAGGAGAUGAGUGAGGAGGAGGAGGAGGAAGGCGGCAGCUCGAAGGAGUCAACCCCGCCGUCGGAACCGGCCAAGGCGCCCAAGGAUAAGCCAAGGACGUUCUUUGGAUUCGAUGAGGAUGAUGAGUUUAUGAGUUCUGACGAGGAUGAAGUCAAAGGCAAGAAGAAGUGA
Colletotrichum godetiae is the source of this 855-nucleotide messenger RNA. RefSeq names its product telomere stability and silencing-domain-containing protein. The coding region runs from base 1 to 855 and encodes 284 amino acids. The transcript has a single exon. Gene Ontology annotation, cellular component: nucleus. NCBI's taxonomy places the organism in Eukaryota, Fungi, Ascomycota, Sordariomycetes, Glomerellales, Glomerellaceae. The record is from RefSeq and is a predicted model, not a curated record.